This is a messenger RNA of Aspergillus neoniger CBS 115656, 1344 nucleotides long. Its product is annotated as acetate uptake transporter family protein. The transcript has 3 exons. NCBI's taxonomy places the organism in Eukaryota, Fungi, Ascomycota, Eurotiomycetes, Eurotiales, Aspergillaceae. Gene Ontology annotation, cellular component: plasma membrane. The record is from RefSeq and is a predicted model, not a curated record. Gene Ontology annotation, molecular function: acetate transmembrane transporter activity. The coding region runs from base 428 to 1300 and encodes 290 amino acids.
CUUCCUCCCAAAUCCGGUAGAAUUGCUGGCUCCCUGCAACCUUCGCUCGUCCGGGUUGGGUCUCAUCCCAAAGUCCGUUAAUCCCAGCGAGAAGCACUGUCAGGCCGGGCCACUUCCUAUUUCUUAUUUGACCGCCGCCUUUUCCCCUCUUCUCCCUUGUCCUCUCUCCUCAUUGCUUCUAUUUAUUCCUCUUACAUCUUGCACGGUCCCAGUCGUCGUCAAGAUACCUUGCUGAUCCGGCCAGCAGAGCUGUGCGCAUCAUUUUUCUUUUUGAACUCCUCCUCUUCCCCUCUCCGUGGUUUCAUAUAUAUUCAUCUCCCUCCACCGUCCAGCUAGCUGGAUUGCUCUUUGAUCUUAAACCAUUAUAAUCAAUCUCCCUCCUAUACCUUUUGAUCCUUGAUCGGAUUAUCUCCACCCUAUAAUCAUCAUGUCUGCUGAACACCCUAUUGAGAAGGACAUGGCUCCUGAGCUCGAGAAUGGCAGCAACGGCAGUGCUCCCUUGACCCACGAGUUGACCGCUGAGGAGACCGCCAGAGCUGCUGCGCGUUUUGGCUAUGGACCCAUGGCUCACGUCAACACCAAGGAGGCCAACCUGCGCCCCUUCGGAGGUGAAUUUCAGCCUGGUCUGUACAAGUCGGUCGAGCAGCGCAAGUUCGCCAACCCGGCGCCUCUGGGUCUCUGCGCUUUCGCCCUCACCACUUUCAUCCUGAGUUUGAUCAACAUGGGAACCCGUGGUAUCUCUGCGAACAACAUCGUCGUUGGUCUGGCUUUCGGAUAUGGUGGUCUCGUUCAGUUGCUUGCUGGCAUGUGGGAAAUGGCUGUCGGAAACACCUUCGGUGCCACUGCUCUGUCCUCCUACGGAGGUUUCUGGAUCUCUUUCGCCAUUAUCUUGACCCCCGGUGGGUUCGAGAUCGAGUCGUCGAUUGAAUCCGCCGGUGGCGCCACCAUGUUUUACAACUCGAUGGGACUGUACCUGCUGGGCUGGUUCAUCUUCACCACCGUCCUGCUGUUCUGCACUCUGAGAUCCACUGUCGCCUUCUUCUGCCUCUUCCUGUUCCUGGACCUGACCUUCUUGCUGCUUGGUGUUGGUUACCUGCAGCGGAACUCGGCUGGCGAGCCCAACACCCCCGUCAUUAAGGCAGGUGGUUUCUUCGGUCUCCUGGCUGCAUUCGCCGCUUGGUACAACGCCUUGGCCGGUAUUGCCGACAGCAGCAACAGCUUCUUCAUCAUCCCUGUUGCUCACUUCCCCUGGUCUCCCACUGCUCGUAGCCGUGCUAAGACCCCCCGUGAGACUGUCUAAGUCAGUCGCGUGGGUUCAGGCCAUCGACAUGGUCGCGUUGAAAG